Molecule: messenger RNA, 492 nt
Organism: Meloidogyne enterolobii
Lineage: Eukaryota; Metazoa; Nematoda; Chromadorea; Rhabditida; Meloidogynidae
Source: the annotation of a GenBank genome assembly
UUUAUUUCAUUAUCCACCCCAUAUUGUCUCUGUAAUAUAUUAUUGUUGUAAUUUCCACUACUUGCUCUUCUAAUACUUUUUUCUCGAAAUUUAUUGUUACAAGAAUUUUCUUCUAAAGAAUUUUUAGGUUUUGGAAGUCCAAAACGUUCUUGUUUACGUAAAUGUAAAACUCUUGGAGGUAAUUGGAUAUUUUGUUUAUUUAAAUAAAAUUGGGUUUCUGUUGCUGUUAAACGACGAUUUUGUUGUUGUUGUUGUUGAUUUUUAUUUGAAGGUGCUGAAGAAAUUAAUGGAGGUAAGGAGGAAGAUGAUAAUGAAUAAUAUUUCUUUAAAAAUAAAAAAAAAAUUAUUAAAAUUUUUUAAAUUUAGAAAUAAAAAGGAGAAGGAGAGGGGAAGAAAGGAGGUUGUCCCAAAAGAAGGUUAUAUAAUUCCCCAUGCUAUUUUUUAAAUUAAAAUUAAAUUUUAUUCGAUCCAAUUUUUUUCCAAAAUUUUUUU